AUGACGACAAUGACUACUGAAGAAAUAUUGGCUUCUUAUCCACAAAUCACCGCCCCAACCGAUCAAACAGGUUACACAUCAAAUUUAACUCCUGAACAAAAAACGUCUUUAGAAAUCUUCAGACAACAAUUGACGGAAUUAGGUUAUAAAGAUAGAUUAGAUGAUGCAUCACUUUUAAGAUUUCUUAGAGCUAGAAAAUUUGAUAUUCAAAAAGCUAUUGAUAUGUUUGUAGCUUGUGAAAAAUGGAGAAAUGAUUUUGGGGUUAAUACCAUUUUACAGGAUUUCCAUUAUGAAGAAAAACCUAUUGUUGCUAAAAUGUACCCUACUUAUUAUCAUAAAACUGAUAAAGAUGGACGUCCAGUUUAUUUUGAAGAAUUGGGUAAAGUUGAUUUAGUGAAAAUGUUGAAAAUCACUACUCAAGAACGUAUGCUUAAAAACUUGGUAUGGGAAUAUGAAGCCAUGUGUCAAUACCGUUUACCUGCAUGUUCAAGAAAAGCCGGUUAUUUAGUGGAAACUUCAUGUACAGUAUUGGAUUUACUGGGUAUUAGUGUGACUUCAGCUUAUAAUGUCAUUGGUUAUGUUAGAGAAGCUUCUAAAAUUGGUCAAGAUUAUUAUCCAGAAAGAAUGGGUAAAUUUUAUUUGAUCAAUGCCCCAUUUGGGUUCUCUACUGCAUUUAAAUUAUUUAAACCAUUUUUGGAUCCCGUGACUGUUUCGAAAAUUCAUAUUUUGGGUUAUAGUUAUAAAAAAGAAUUAUUAAAACAAAUUCCACCUCAAAACUUGCCAGUUAAAUUCGGUGGUAUGUCGGAUGUUUCUGAUGAUGAUUUAUUAUUAAAAGAUGUUGGUCCUUGGAGAGAUCCAGAAUUCAUUGGUCCAGAAGGAGAAUGUCCUAGAUCUUAUAACAUUUAA
This is a messenger RNA of Candida dubliniensis CD36, 906 nucleotides long. It is a transcript of the gene SEC14, whose product is annotated as phosphatidylinositol/phosphatidylcholine transfer protein. The record is from RefSeq and is a predicted model, not a curated record. Bases 1 to 906 code for a protein of 301 amino acids. Lineage: Eukaryota; Fungi; Ascomycota; Pichiomycetes; Serinales; Debaryomycetaceae. The transcript has a single exon.